Molecule: messenger RNA, 525 nt
Organism: Trypanosoma rangeli
Lineage: Eukaryota; Euglenozoa; Kinetoplastea; Trypanosomatida; Trypanosomatidae
Product: hydrolase
Exons: 1
Coding region: 1-525 (174 amino acids)
Source: RefSeq, a predicted model, not a curated record
AUGGAGCUUCUGCCUGCAGACGAGGAGGAGAUCUACGUCAACAUCUAUCGAGGGGACAAGUGGAGGUCAUGGUUCGACGGGAAGGACGAACUCGGGCAGCGCAGGCUUAGCGGCUUCAGAUACAACUUGGUGCGACUGUGCGACCUUGUUGCUCAGUAUCGGCGCUACGUGGAGCGGGAAGGGUCGUACGCGGGGGAUCGCUCUGGCCACAAUCCGCUCUCCGAUGCAGCAAAGUUGGUAUUUAUGUCAGACGACACGGAACGCUCCCGGGAGCUGGAGAGGGUUAUCGUGGCGAAGUAUGGAAAGCGAACAGAGUUGGCCUUCUCUUCCGCCUGCUGCUUGGGUGUUUGCCCUCUGGGGGCGAUGAAGGGAAACGCGGUGCAGGAGUUAGUUGGUCAGCUGCCCAGUGACGGUGUGCAAGUCGUCUUGGCAGAGUGUAUUGUCUUUGGCGAUGGAAUGAAUGGUCUGAGAAUGUUGCAACUGGCUGGGGAGGGGGGAGAGAAGUUUACAAACUUUCUGAGUUAA